GCACCAGUGCGCAGCCUUCACCGCGACAGCUCGACCGACCACCAGUCGACCGGUUCAUAGAGUUUUGUUGGUGACCAACUGACUGGACUGACAAUGGAUAGCUCCUCCGAUGCUCAUGGAGAAGAGAGUGAUGUACAGAGCUAGCCGCACGAACUUCUCUCCCUCGCCACCGUGCGUCUUUGGUGGGGGGAUCGAGCAGCAAGCAAAGGAGUCGGCGGACCCUUGGUGCGGCGGGCCCGUCCCUGGUGCAGCAGUGCGAGGUGCUGCAGUAGAUGUCGCUGUCGUGGGCGGUGCAGUCGAGGAUCCAUUCGUUGCUAGCCUUGACGUUGGUGGCGGCCGCCGCGGCCACGGCAUGCCCGCCGAGGCCAAGGCCGCCGCCGCCGCGCUCGUACUGGCCGCCGGUCAAGUACUACCCUUGCGCACCGCGUUCGUGCUACCAGCCGCGUCACUGCUGCUACUACUACCCACCUCAUUGCUAGUGCUAGCUUGGCUUCGGUGGUGCUGAUGAUGAGCCAGUACUACUGCUUCAAGGCCACCUACGUAAUACGGCCGGCGAGCCGCGGACGGAGGCUGGCGAGCGGCAGGCUACGGGCGAGCAGAAACCAGUGCGAGUAGGCGAGCCGCAGGCGGAGGUGUCGCGGUCCAACAGCGGCGGCCGGUGUGGGCGGCGUGAGCCGGCAAGCUGGUAGGAAGGCAGUGCAGCUUCCUUGCCGGCGACGAGUUUGGAUUUGGAUUAUAUUGGAUGGAUUUGGAUUAAGGGGAGCUGGAUUGGAUAUGUUGAAAACUAAUUGUUAGGAUUGGAUUGGAUGGAUACUUUAUUUAAUUGGACAUCAAUUGGAUUUCUUCUUUUGAAUUUUGGAUGUCAAUCCAAUCCCACGAGUACCUACCGGCUAGCUCGAAGAUAUGAGUACCUCAGUCAGUACUUCAGUAGAGUGACAUUUGUGCAAGGUUGCCCGAUGACAAUCCAUGCUUUUGAUGGCACAAUUAGACAGAUAAAUUGUGCAAUGUCUCAGACUAACCAACCCUUGCAAAAUGUGAUUGCAGGCGUCACAAGUGCGCGGCGUGCUUCCGGCAGUUCAACAAGAUGGAGCACCUGGUGGAGCACAUGCGGGCGGCGCGGCACUCGCCGCACGAGCCCCGCUGCGGCGUCUGCGGCAAGCACUGCAGCUCCUUCGAGGCGCUCAGGGACCACCUCGGCGCCGGCGGCUCCACGCUGCCCAUGGCCGCGGGCUGCGCCGGCGAGUUCGCCGCGCGCGGCUGCAAGCUCUGCCUCCGCGUCCUCGCCGGCGCCGCCGCGCUCCGUGCCCACCGCGACUGCCAGCUCUCGCGCACCCCGCCGACGGCGAGGCUGCCCCACCAGCCGCAGCCGCCGCAGGGAGGAGGAGGGCGGGCGCUGGCGCUGGGCUGCAAGAUGGUCGGCGCCGGCAGCGACGGCUCCCUGGACGUGGUGGCGCGGGUGUGCGUCGUCGACGAGCAGGAGACCAUCGUGUUCGAGACCUUCGUGAAGCCGCUCAUCCCGGUGACGCACUACCGGUACGAGACGACGGGGAUCCGGCCGGAGCACCUCCUCCGCGACGGCGUGACGGUGAAGAGCGCGCAGCGGCGGGUGCAGGAGCUGCUGCUCAACGGCGAGCAGCCGUGGAAGGCGCGCACCAGCCGGGCCAGGCUGCUGGUGGGCCACGGCCUGGACCACGACCUCGACGCGCUCGGCGUGGACUACCCGGGCUACCUCAAGCGCGACACGGCCACGUACCCGCCGCUGAUGAAGACGAGCAGGCUCAGCAACUCGCUCAGGUUCCUCACGCACACCUACCUUGGCUACGACAUCCAGACGGGGCACCAGGACCCCUACGAGGACUGCGUCGCCGCCAUGCGCCUCUACCACAGGAUGAGGCAGCAGCGGCACCCCAGGCGCGGCGGCGGCGCCGACGAGCCGGCGGCGAGCGCGGAGCAGGCGUUCCCGGCGUGGAGGCAGCGGGAGCUGGAGCGCAUGACGCCGGAGGAGCUGCUCCAGCUCUCCACGCCGGACUACCACUGCUGGUGCCUCGACGACUAGCCAGCCAUGGCUAGCUCCGGCAGUGCUAUGCGUCAUCACGUCGUCCCAUGACGACGACGCGGACGGAUAUGAUUCUGCACCGAUCAGCCAUGCGUCAGCUCCGGCUCAAAGAAUUGCUCUAUCUAUCUAGUAGCUCUUGUAAAGUGUGUGCGACCCAUCCGAUCCGUAUAAUCGAUCGAGGGGGCGGAUGAGCGACAGGAUUUGGAUCCGUUCCAUAUAUACGCGUGUAUGAUCGAGUAGUAAUAUGAUCCACGAUGCAUCAAUAGUACGAGUGUCACUGUUAAUCUGUUAUCUUAGGCAAAAUAAGUAUGGAAUGAGAAAGUCACAUGUAAGUGUUGUUUCAGAGCUCA
This is a messenger RNA of Panicum virgatum (switchgrass), 2406 nucleotides long. RefSeq names its product RNA exonuclease 4-like. The transcript has 2 exons. The record is from RefSeq and is a predicted model, not a curated record. Lineage: Eukaryota; Viridiplantae; Streptophyta; Magnoliopsida; Poales; Poaceae. Gene Ontology annotation, molecular function: 3'-5' exonuclease activity; nucleic acid binding. Gene Ontology annotation, cellular component: nucleus. Gene Ontology annotation, biological process: rRNA processing. Bases 1085 to 2056 code for a protein of 323 amino acids.